UCUUCCGGUUUUCUCCCGUGCCGCGUGGAGAUGGCAGGCACGAAGACGAAGGUCGACGGGCCGGCGAUCGGGAUCGACCUCGGGACGACCUACUCGUGCGUGGCUGUGUGGCGACCUGUGCAUCAACGCGUGGAGGUCAUCGCCAACGACCAGGGAAACCGCACCACGCCGUCUUGUGUGGCAUUCACCGACUCCUGGCGGCUCAUAGGCGACGCGGCCAUGAAUCAGGCCGCCAUGAACCCCGUCAACACUGUCUUCGAUGUGAAGCGACUGAUUGGCCGGCGAUUCAGCGAUGUGUCAGUGCAAGGAGAUAUGAAACUAUGGCCCUUCAAAGUGAUUUCAGGACCCGGUGACCGGCCGACGAUCAUGGUGCAGUACAGAGGCGAGGAGAAGCACUUUGCGGCCGAAGAGAUCUCUUCCAUGGUGCUCGUUAAGAUGCGUGAGACCGCUGAGGCCUACCUCGGUAAGGAGGUGGAGAAUGCUGUCAUCACUGUCCCGGUGUACUUCAAUGACUCACAGCGCCAGGCCACCAUCGACGCUGGUGCUAUUGCUGGCCUCAACGUUAUGCGCAUCCUCAACGAGCCGUCAGCUGCGGCCAUUGCCUAUGGUCUUGACAAGAUGUACGAGACUUGCGAAGUAAAGACGGUGCUCAUUUUUGAUUUUGGUGGCGGCACCUUGGAUAUCUCUGUUAUCGAUAUUGACAAUGACAUCUUUACGGUCAAGGCCACAUCCGGUGACACUCACCUUGGUGGCGAGGAUCUCAACAACCGAAUGGUGGAACAUUUUGUGCAGGAUUUCCUUACGAAACACAAGAGUGACAUGGGGAACAACCCGAGGGCGCUGAUGCGGCUGAGGACAGCAUGCGAGAGGGCCAAGAGGAUGUUGUCUUCAACGGCACAGACUAAAUUUGAGAUCGACUCGCUCCACGACGGCAUUGAUUUCUAUGGGAGCAUCAGCCGUGCACGGUUCGAGGAGCUCAACAUCGACCUAUUCCGCAAGUGCAUGGACCUUGUGGAGAAGUGUCUUGGCGAUGCAAAGAUGCAUAAGUCGCAGAUCCACGACGUUGUGCUCGUCGGGGGAUCCACCCAUAUCCCCAAGGUGCAGCAGUUGCUCCAGGAUUUCUUCGAUGGGAAGAAGCUGUGCAAGAGAGUCAGUCCUGACGAGGCUGUCGCCCACGGCGCUGCUGUCCAGGCCGCCAUCCUCAACGGCGAGUAUGACCAGAAGGCGCAGGACUUCCUUCUUCUCGAUGUCACACCGUUGUCGCUUGGGGUGCAGAUAGUAGGUGGUGUCAUGAGCGUGCUGAUACCAAGGAACAGCACCAUCCCUGUUAAGAGGGAUGGGCCUUACACGACAACAUACGACAAUCAGACCAGCGUGUGCUUCCCGGUGUACGAGGGUGAAGGCGAGUUGACCAAGGACAACAACCGACUUGGCCAGUUCACGCUCAACAAUGUCCCUCCAGCGCCGAUGGGCAUGGCACAGCUCAGAGUGACAUAUGAAGUCGAAGCCAACGGCGUCAUGAAGGUGUCGGCGGAGGACCUGACGACUGGAAACAUGAGCAACAUCACAAUCACCAGCGACAAGGGUGGGCUGAGCAAGGAGGAGAUCGAGCGGAUGGUGCGUGAUGCCGACAAGUACAAAUCCGAGGACAAAAAGAAAAUGAAGAACGUGAAGAAGGAAGGCGGAUGCCCAUGAGGUCCUGAAACUGGACGCACAUCGUGCUUCUUUAAUCCUAAGAACACUAGUACAAUGGAUGCAUUCUUAGUACGAUUACUGUUCUACAUGUUCUGGGAUGGAAAAUAUGCAUGGCCCUCCUAGCAUGCGGCAUCUUUUGUUUCUUCGCUGCUGAC
Messenger RNA from Lolium perenne, 1850 nucleotides. Its product is annotated as heat shock cognate 70 kDa protein-like. Gene Ontology annotation, molecular function: ATP binding; ATP-dependent protein folding chaperone. Lineage: Eukaryota; Viridiplantae; Streptophyta; Magnoliopsida; Poales; Poaceae. The record is from RefSeq and is a predicted model, not a curated record.